AUGGCCUCGACGCGGACUCUGCAGGUCAAACCCCUGACUCUUCAAUCUCUCUUGGAACCCAGCGGUCUUAUUCUACAGCAACACCCGUUUGCCGAUACUCAAAUCAUCGUUUCAACCCAGCAUUGCAUGCAACUCCUAUGCUCGACCGUCCGACGACUGAUGAAUCCGGACUUCCCCUAUACAUCCUCGGAUCACUGGGUGAGCCUCCUUCGCUCUACAUCCACUCUUGGGAGAAUUGUUAACUUCUUCGUCGCCAUCGCGAAUGAUGACGAGAGGAAAGAAGACAAUCAGCAAGGCUCUUCCUGGUCUCACCGUAAAUAG
This is a messenger RNA of Penicillium canariense, 321 nucleotides long. RefSeq lists its product as uncharacterized. Lineage: Eukaryota; Fungi; Ascomycota; Eurotiomycetes; Eurotiales; Aspergillaceae. The record is from RefSeq and is a predicted model, not a curated record. Bases 1 to 321 code for a protein of 106 amino acids. The transcript has a single exon.